AUGUUUGUGAAGUCGACUGCCUUGGUGGCUACUCGCCGGGUGCCAAGAAAGAUCGGAUGCGGCCAUGCAUCCAACCGAAUCCGCAAACAGUCUGCUUCUGUGGACAUUCACUUUCAGAUCAUCGGCAUGCUGGGACUCCUUCGGCAGAUGGUUGGGAGAAGUGUCAGCGCUGCCCCUGCGCCAAGUUUACAUACGUGCAGCCCCAUUCGCGCUGCAACUGUGGACACAGCAAUCUGGAGCACAGCCCCACGGGCUUCUUCGCCUGCAAAGUGGACGGCUGCCCCUGCCAAACUUUCCACGACCCCGGCACCUGCCGCGUGUGCCUUGGAGAGGGAAAGGCUUGGGGGUUGCCAUUUCCGCAGGGAUGCUCGCGAAAUUACUCGGAUGACUUGA
Messenger RNA from Symbiodinium sp. CCMP2592, 393 nucleotides. NCBI's taxonomy places the organism in Eukaryota, Dinophyceae, Suessiales, Symbiodiniaceae. The record is from the annotation of a GenBank genome assembly.